Messenger RNA from Nanorana parkeri, 507 nucleotides. RefSeq names its product synaptogyrin-2-like. NCBI's taxonomy places the organism in Eukaryota, Metazoa, Chordata, Amphibia, Anura, Dicroglossidae. Gene Ontology annotation, cellular component: synaptic vesicle membrane; neuromuscular junction. The transcript has 4 exons. The record is from RefSeq and is a predicted model, not a curated record. Bases 1 to 507 code for a protein of 168 amino acids.
AUGCCUAUUACGUUGGUGGACAUUUGGAGGAAUAUUGCCCCAGCACCGAUGGUCCUCUCUAUUGUCACUUUUACGUCCCUUUUUUCUGGAGGAUUUAAAAAUGUUCCUACUUGCUCUAAACUGACCUGCAUUCUGAAUGACAACAUUGUGGCUUGUAGAUAUGGAAUUGCAAUUGGCAUUAUGGCUUGUUUGAUUUGUGUACUGUUUCUCCUGCUUGAAGUCCUUGGGCUGGCCAUCUGCUGUGACUUGAUGCAAAAGAUCAUCCUUAUUUCUGACAUCAUCUGCUGUGUUCUUUGUACCAUCCUGUGGUUUUUUGGAUUCUGCUUUAUGACUCAUCAGUGGUCUAUAACUACACGUUAUAUUUAUCUAAUGGGAUCUGAAAGCGCCAUCACUAGCAUAACUGCCUCCUUCUUCUCCACUCUGUGCUGGGCUCUAUUGUCCGUUCUUGCCAUUGUGCGCUUCCGUUCUACCAAAACCACCCCGGAGGACACUGUUACAGCUUCCUAA